AUGACCGAAGGCUCGACAUCUUCUAUGCCGCUCAAGGUACAGGACGCCCUGGAGUCAACGGCGGUGGCGGUGGCGGCAAUAUCAGCGACAGCAUCAACUCCAUCGUCCUCGGCCGUCUCCUCAACUCUUGGAAGCAGGCUUGCAACACAUAAACCCUCGUUAGUCCCUCGCACAGAGGAUACAGCUGCUCCGGGAUAUGAGCUCCAGUGGUCACAUCUCAUUCACGCCGAAAUCAUCUCUGUCACAAGUGCCAUGCGACGAAACUCGCGUUGGUCCGGAAUGAGCGUCAGCGGUUUGAGUAUGGGUAGUUUGGGUAUGAAUAUGGGUCUUCGUGGACGCGAGAAUCAAAAAGAAGGCACUUAUCGCAAUCAGGAGAGUCCUCUCAUGGUUGGCUUCAAUGAUCUACGAUCGCGCCUCGCUACAACUAUAGCUGUUCAAGACAUGGAUGCGGUUGCAUUGCUGGACCCUUUUCUGGAGGUGAUUCAGUCCGGCGACACGAACGGACCCAUCACAGGCGCAGCACUUAGCUCAGUCGAAAAGUUCCUCUUGUACAAGAUUAUUGACCAGGACUCACCUAAUGUGGCGCAUGCAAUGCAGCGGUUGGCGGUGGCAGCAACCCAUUGCAAGUUCGUGGCGAGUGAUUCGGUCUCGGACGAGAUCGUUCUUUUGAAGAUCCUCCAGGUUCUGCGUAUAGCCUUGACAAGCGGCCCUGGAGACUUUUUGAGCGAUGAAUCUGUAUGCUCUAUGAUUGAAACAGGACUUAGCAUGUGUUGUCAACUCCAACUCAGUGAAAUGCUACGAAAAUCUGCUGAGCACACCAUGGCGGUCAUCACAAAGACAAUGUUUGAAAGGCUUCGAACCAUUACCGCUCCAGUCGAAACGAUUGAUAAAGAAUCAGAGGAUCCUGUGGAGAAUGAGACCAUUCUUGUGCAAGCCGCCAAUAUUCAAGAGGACGCGGAGCAUGUCAACCUUACAAUUAACCACAAUCCUCCUACGGUCGAGACUGAGGCCGAGGCAGUUUUAUCCAAAGCGCAAGAGCUCGCCAGCGACAAAAAAGGAGCUCAGGAGGCUGAGAAGACGGUGAAGGACGACUUAAUUCUGAGCAACGAUCAGGGAUUAGUGGAGAUACUGCUGGAGACAGCUCCACCAAAAUCCUAUGGCCUUCCUUCGAUCCGUGAGCUCUUGCGAGUGCUAAUUUCACUUUUGAAUCCACACGAUCAACAGCAUACGGAUCGCAUGCGCCUGAUGGCCCUAAGCAUUUUGGAUGUUGCGUUGGAAGUCGGUGGAAAAAGCAUCACCAAGUUUCCCGCACUCAUGUCGCUCGCAGCGGAUGACAUGUGCAAAUAUCUCUUCCAGUUGGCGAGGACGGACAACAUUCCAAUCUUGACGUUGGCGCUGCGAGUGAUCUCGACUGUUUUCGACACUAUGAAAUCCCAUUUGAAGUUGCAGCAGGAGCUCUUUCUUUCGUUCUUGUUAGAACGCCUGAGCCCGCCUGCUUUCGCGCUGAAGCCUUUGCCAUACAAUCCCGAUUUUGGUGAGCCUCUUCGACCCACAGUUGCCACUCCAGAACCCGACAACAAUUCGCGCGCUGGAUCACCAAGUCCCUCUGUUAAAAGUUCGAAGGGGGAGAAGCCGGACACGACUGUUGCGCAUGGAGAAGUUCGAGAAUUGCUUUUGGAGUGCUUAAGUCAGUUUGCUCGUGCACCGACAUUCAUGGUUGAUCUCUGGGUCAACUACGACUGUGGACUGGACUGCGGUGACAUGUUCCAGGAUAUGAUCAAGUUUUUGACUAGGAAUGCAUUUCCCGACUCGACAACAUACUCCGCCAGUAGCUCGCAUAUGCUCUGCAUGGACUCCUUGCUGCUCUUUAUCAACCACAUGGUGGACCGUUUGUCGACUCCAAAGGAUGAAGCAAAAGCCCUUGAAAAGGGUUUGGAGAGCUAUGACACACUUCGUGAGCGAAGACUGCAGAAAGAAAUUUUGGUCAAGGGCGCAGCCAAGUUUGAUGAAAAUCCUAAGGCGGGCCUUGCGUAUUUGGAAGCUCACAAGAUGAUCUCGAGUUUGAAUGAUCCUGUGGGCGUGGCCCAUUUCCUCAAAACGAGCACGCGCCUGAGCAAGAGAUUGCUUGGCGAAUACCUUGCCAAGCCUGCCAACUCCGAAGUUUUGAAGGCGUUUAUCCAGCUCUUUGAUUUCCAUGGGAAACGCCUUGAUGAGUCGCUUCGCGAGCUUUUGGAGACAUUCCGGCUGCCCGGUGAAUCACAGCAGAUUGAAAGGGUCAUGGAGUUGUUUGCUGCGACCUACUUUGCCACCAAGCCGAAGGCUAUUGCCUCUCAAGACGCCGCGUUCAUUCUCGGGUAUGCAGUUGUGAUGUUGAACACGGAUCAACACAACCGUGGCGUCAAAGGGCGCAUGUCUCUCGAGCAGUUCAGCAAGAACUUGAGAGGAGUCAACAACGGAGAGAACUUUCCACCAGAGUACCUGGCAGAGAUCUACGAGGCCAUCCGGAAACGCGAGAUUGUGUUGCCGCAAGAACAUGAGGGACAGCUUGGAUUCAACUAUGCUUGGAAGGAACUCUUACGCAGAGCUGAGACUACUGGGCCGCUUGUCAUUUCCAGUACAUCGAUGUACGACAAGGAGCUCUUCAUAUCAUCAUGGAAGCCCAUCAUGUCUGCCAUCUCCUAUGCGUUCAACACGGCGCAAGAUGAUGCAACGCUGCAAAAGUCGCUAACCGGCUAUUACCAGUGUGCCAUUUUGGCGGCCCAUUACCAGCUCCCCGAGAUUUUUGACCGUGUGACAAUGUCGUUAGCAAGGAUGACCGGAUUGCUGGACACUCCGCACAACCCGGCCGACAAUCGCGACGUCGUCGUAGACGGCACCGCAAUCACCGUCAGCGACCUCGCAGUGCAAUUUGGAAAGAGUUACAAAGGACAAUUGGCCGCGGUGGUGGCGUUCGGAGUGGCGAAUGAGCACGGCAACAUGAUACGUGCUGGAUGGAAGCCUAUUUUGGAAAUCAUCAAGAACCUGUUUAUCAAUAACCUUCUUCCAGGAUCGAUGUUGGAGGUGGAGGACUUUUUGGCAGGAACCACAAUGAUCCUUUUGAAGGCGCCCGUCGUACCCGAGGUCAAGGAUAAAGUCCGGCAGGACAGUUCACUGCUCUCGACUCUUUCUUCGUACCUGCUGUCCUCUUCCUAUUCAUACGAGACCGCUCGUGAGGAGCCGACGCCAGAGGAAAUUGAAUCAACGCGCUGCACUGCUGACUGCGUUGCUGCCUGUCGUCUGGAAGAGUUGUUCACGGACAUUCGAUUGCUGGAAGACCUGCCUCUUACCCAGCUUAUGGAGGCAAUCAAGUUUGUGGCAGAUGGAAACUCAGUCACCAAGGCAACGAAGUCACCUACCCCCUCCAAGCUGUACAACCCAGCCAGCGUGUUCUUUUUGGAACUUAUGAUCAGUCUGACCGUUCAGAACCGAUAUCGUGUCCAGGCGCUGUGGCCCAUUGUGUUUGAGCAUUUGAGCGACAUCAUUCGUGAGGCUGGAUUACAGAGUGUGCUGCUCGUCGAGCGUGCGGUCGUGGGCCUGCUGAGGCUUUGUAUCCGCUUGGCGCACAACGACGACAUGUCAAAGCAGGUAUUGGAUGCUCUGGACCUGCUGUUGGGCCUUCCUAUUGACGUCGUGCCAGAGGUAGCGGAGCAAAUGAUGGCGGGCGUUUUAACCUUACUCAAGGCCGAUACCUCCUGCGUCCGACCCAACUUGAACUGGGAUGUCCUUUUCGCGCUGCUAUCGUCGACUUCCAACCAUCCAGAGGCAGCCAAGUACUCUUUUGAGGCAAUCAGCAUGUUUGUAGCCGAGAACGGCGGAGGGAAUGUGAGCGUAGAGAACUAUGCCGACUGCGUAGACCUGCUGAUCCGUUUCGCCGCUGCAGGUGCUGUUGGGGCAGAGAGUGUGAUGAGACAGGAGAGUGGCCAACGAGGGGGCAAGAGCCAGAUGUCUAAAGCUCAGGCCAGCGCUGUCGAGCGGGCUAAGAAGGCGGUGGAAAUGUUAUACAAGUUGCACAGCCAGGCACCCCGAUUGAUUUCGCAAUCCAAAAUGAGCGCCGACUUGACUUGGUCCGCGUAUUGGUUCCCGAUUCUAGUUGGCCUGACGCAGCAGUGUUCGAAUCCGUGCCGGGAUGUCCGAAACCAUGCGAUGAUCUACCUUCAGCGAGCAUUGCUUUUGCCUGAGAUUGUGACAGAUAGGAUCCCAGAGUGGGUGGUUGUGUUUGACAAGGUCUUGUUUAAAUUGCUGGAGGAUCUUUUGAGAGCCGAAAUUGUGCAGCAGGAUCCUGCCGGUUUUGAGGAGACGCGAAGCAAGGCAUGCGCGAUUGUAUGCAAGACAUUCUUGCAUUAUUACUUCCGGUUGUUGGAGUGGGAAGGAUUGCAAGCACUUUGGAUGAACGUACUAGAUUACAUGGACGCAUUCAUGCAGACAGCGCAGAGCGACCAAUUGUACGAGGCCGUACCAGAGUCGCUCAAGAACUGCUUAUUGGUCAUGUCUACUUCAGAAACGUUUUCAGAAGCAACUGCCAACAGCCCAGACAGCUUGUGGAAUGUGACCUGGAAUAGGAUCAACAAAUUCCUCCCUAAUCUCAAGGCCGAGAUCUUUCCACCCCAAGUGACAGAAGGUGGAUCAUCUUAUGCGGCGUUAAUGAUGGGAGUCGGUAAGAACAUCUUCUCUGUCGUCGGUGCAACAGAGUAUCCAGCUUCCUCUCCACCUACAUCAACACCAGAAGUGUCGGCAAGCGGUAGCGCCGCGGACGUUAGCACAGGAGUAGAUCAAGUGGAGAAUCUUCAUCACUACGAACAAGCAGCACAGUCGUUGGAUUAUUACCCCAGAGAACAAGCAGCUGCAGCUGCAGCUGCAGUUAUUGAGGACUCGGGUCUGUUGUAA
Molecule: messenger RNA, 4923 nt
Organism: Gamsiella multidivaricata
Lineage: Eukaryota; Fungi; Mortierellomycota; Mortierellomycetes; Mortierellales; Mortierellaceae
Exons: 14
Coding region: 1-4923 (1640 amino acids)
Biological process (GO): regulation of ARF protein signal transduction
Molecular function (GO): guanyl-nucleotide exchange factor activity
Source: RefSeq, a predicted model, not a curated record